This is a messenger RNA of Rhododendron vialii, 1514 nucleotides long. Its product is annotated as RING-H2 finger protein ATL51-like. The coding region runs from base 156 to 1166 and encodes 336 amino acids. The transcript has a single exon. The record is from RefSeq and is a predicted model, not a curated record. Gene Ontology annotation, biological process: protein ubiquitination. Gene Ontology annotation, molecular function: transferase activity. NCBI's taxonomy places the organism in Eukaryota, Viridiplantae, Streptophyta, Magnoliopsida, Ericales, Ericaceae.
UCUUACCUUCCCAUCUAAGCCUCAUUUGAUUUUCUCUCUCUCUCUCUCUCUCUCUCUCUCUCUCUCUCUCUCUCUCUCUCUCUCCCCUUUAGAGAAGCAGAGUGAUACACAGAUAAGCUGUAUCAAAUUUUUAUCCGGCAUAUAGAUAAUCAUACAUGGGUUCUCCGGCCAGACCAAAUUCAUGGUCACCAUACAACAAUUACAAGGACUGUUCAACAGGGAUUUGCAGCAUAUACUGCCCACAAUGGUGCUACAUAGUCUUCCCCCCUCCCCCGCCCUUUUCCUCCGGCGGCGACGACUCCGGCACCAACUUCUCCCCCCUCAUCAUCGCCAUCAUCGGCGUACUUGCCAGCGCCUUCCUCCUGAUAGCCUAUUACACCCUCAUCUCCAAAUACUGCAAACGAAGAAGGGCCAACGCCGGCGAGGUCCACCACGAACCCGAACCAACAGACCUCAGCCAUACGCACCACCAGGACCAGUGGCAGGGCCCCGCCGCGACGUCUGCGUCCGCCGGGCUGGACCAGUCUCUCAUCGAGUCCAUCGCCGUUUGCUGUUACAAAAAGGAAGAUCAUGGGCUAGUGGAAGGCGCCACUGAGUGCGCUGUUUGUUUGAGUGAGUUCCAAGAAAACGAGAAGCUACGGUUGCUGCCGAAAUGCAGUCACGCAUUCCAUGUGCCCUGCAUAGACGCGUGGUUAAAAUCCCACUCGAACUGCCCGCUGUGCCGCGCGAACGUUGCGUCUCAGCCGGAUCCGAUUGCGGUGCAUAGUUCUUCGAGUUUUAACGUCUCGUCGCUUCGGGUUCAGCCGAGCAGGGAUUUGGUCGUGGUGGUGGAGGAUCCGGAGACGGGUUAUAGGACAGAGGCUGUAGUAGUUGAACACAGAGAAAAUGUACAAGAAGAUUUUGAGAAACUUGGAAGUCCGGUUCGACUUCAGGCUUCUCAACAUCGACGCAAUCUCUUGGUUUCUGAUGUAUUACGGAUUAGUGAAGAGGAGGAGGAGGAGGAAAUUUAUAGAGUAAUCCACAGAUUGCCUGCGGAAAUCGGACCGUCGAGAGGGAUUCGCGAGGAAAACGGCACGGGGACGGCCGAGAGAUCGACGUCUCCUGGGAGAUUCAGUUGCACAAGCAGGAAUGAUAGUAAAGGAAAGGAUUCAGUUGUCCCAGAUUGACGUUUUCUGCUUUUGUUGUGCAUAAAACACACAAGGUUUUGUUUAUAGGAAAGACACACAAGACUUGCCCAAGUUAACAGAGGAAAUGGGUUGAGGGAUCAUAUGGAUGAAACUGAGCGUAUAUUAUUGGAUACUGAGACUAAUGUAUUUCUCUUGAAAUUAGGUUAUUUCUUUUGAAAUUAGGUGCCAAUGAAAUUUUGUUUUUGUGUUGAUUAAAUUACUCAGGGGAAUAUUAGCUUCUUCGGCUAAUGUGGUUAAUUUGCCGAUGUUGGAAUUUUGGUGGUCUUUAUUACAGUGCAGAGUUCCAAGCAUCUCAAAAAAAAAAAAAAAAGGUUAUGAUUUUGUUAA